Molecule: messenger RNA, 3196 nt
Organism: Chrysoperla carnea
Lineage: Eukaryota; Metazoa; Arthropoda; Insecta; Neuroptera; Chrysopidae
Gene: Gart
Product: trifunctional purine biosynthetic protein adenosine-3
Exons: 11
Coding region: 139-3174 (1011 amino acids)
Biological process (GO): 'de novo' IMP biosynthetic process; adenine biosynthetic process
Cellular component (GO): cytosol
Molecular function (GO): phosphoribosylformylglycinamidine cyclo-ligase activity; metal ion binding; ATP binding
Source: RefSeq, a predicted model, not a curated record
UGUUUGAAUUUAUCAAUUUAACCUCGACCUUUCUUAUUCUGUGGGGGUUCUUUAAACUUUCAAUAAAUUUAUAUAUAUCAUACGUUUGAAAUACUUUAUCAUAUAAGCAACCAUUUUAUAGAGAUUUAAUUAAGAAAUAUGGAUAAAAAAGUUCUUGUAAUUGGAAAUGGAGGCCGCGAACAUGCUAUUUGUUGGAAAUUAUCACAAUCAAAACAUGUGAAAGUUAUAUAUGUCGCACCAGGUAGUUACAGUAUCAGUCACGUCGAAAAAGCAGAAAAUGUGAAUUUAAAUCUAGGCAAAGAUUUUCAAGAAGUUGUUGAUUUUUGCCAAAAGAAAAAAAUUGAUUUAGUUGUUGUUGGACCCGAAGAUCCAUUAUCGAAAGGAAUUGCAAAUGUUUUAAAUAAAAUUGGUGUACAUUGUUUUGGCCCAGAAAUAUUAGCUGCACAAAUUGAAUCAGACAAAUCAUGGGCUAAAUCAUUUAUGGAUAAAUAUGAUAUUCCAACAGCAAAAUGGAAAAGUUUUACAGAUUGUGAAGAAGCAAAAAAAUAUAUUAAAAGUGCAAAACAUAAAGCUUUAGUCGUAAAAGCAAGUGGUUUGGCUGCUGGUAAAGGAGUGGUAGUUGCAAAUGAUGUCCAAGAAGCAUGUGAUGCUGUGGACGAAAUUCUUUCAAAUAAAAAAUUUGGAAAUGCUGGUUCAGUAAUCGUCAUCGAAGAAUUAUUAGAGGGCGAAGAAGUAUCAUUAUUAGCCUUCACAGAUGGACAGACCAUCAAACCUAUGUUACCAGCUCAAGAUCAUAAACGAAUAGGAGAAAAUGACGAAGGUUUGAAUACAGGUGGAAUGGGAGCGUAUUGUCCAUAUCCUUUAAGUGAAGAUACCCUUAAAUAUGUCGAGGAAUACGUUUUAAAUAAGGCAGUCAAUGGAUUCCAAAAAGAAAAAUUAUCUUAUGUUGGUGUUCUAUAUGCUGGUUUAAUGCUUACCAAAGAUGGCCCUAAAGUAUUAGAAUUUAAUUGUCGAUUCGGAGACCCAGAAACUCAAGUAUUAUUACCUCUACUCAAAUCUGAUUUGUAUGAAAUCAUGAAUGCUUGUUGUACAAAAUCGUUGUCAUCAUUAAAAAUUGAAUGGAAUUCCCAAUCAAAUGCUGUAGGUGUUGUGAUGGCAAGUCGAGGCUAUCCAGAAACUUCUUCGAAAGGUCAAGUAAUUACAGGAAUUGAAAAAAUUACAAAAUUACCCGAUCAUAUUGUAUUUCAUAGUGGAACCGCUCUUAAUGAAAAAAAUGAUUUGGUUACAAACGGUGGUAGAGUUUUAAUUGCAGUUGCAAUAGCUCCCAGUUUAACACUAGCUGCAGCCAAAGCUACAAAAGCUUGUUCAUUAAUUGAUUUUGAUGGAAGACAAUUUCGAAGAGAUAUAAGCCAUAAAGGAAUUGUCAGGUCCAUAAUCCAAUUCGGUGAUAUGUCGUAUAAAAAGAGUGGAGUUGAUAUUGUUGCUGGAGAUAACUUGGUUUCAAAAAUAAAACCUUUAGCUAAAAGUACAGCACGUUUGGGUUUAAUGGGAGGCUUAGGUGGUUUUGGUGGUUUAUUUGAUAUUAAAGCCGCUAAAUUUCAAGAUCCAAUUUUAGUAUCUGGUACAGACGGUGUCGGAACUAAAUUAAAAAUUGCACAAACAUGUGGAAUCCAUUCAACAAUUGGCAUUGAUUUAGUAGCUAUGUGUGUUAAUGAUGUUUUAGCCCAUGGUGCAGAACCACUCUUCUUUUUGGAUUAUUUUUCUUGUGGCGCUUUGGAUAUUAAUGUAGCCACGGAUGUUGUCAGCGGUAUUGCAGAAGGUUGUCGGCAAGCAAAUUGCGCAUUAGUUGGUGGCGAAACAGCUGAAAUGCCUGGUAUGUAUCCUGUUGGGGAAUAUGAUUUAGCAGGUUUUGCAGUAGGAGCCGUUGAACGAAAUCAAAUAAUACCUCGAUGGUCGGAUAUUCAAGAAGAUGAUGUUGUGAUUGGUUUUCCUUCUUCUGGAAUUCAUAGUAAUGGUUUUAGUUUAGUUCGAAAAGUUAUGGAAAUAUCUGGACUUACAUAUGAUUCUAAAGCGCCUUUUAGUAAUACAGGAAAAACUUUAGGACAAGAAUUAUUAACCCCCACCAAAAUAUACAUUCGAACAAUACUACCAUUAAUAAAGGCUGGAUACGUAAAAGCAUUUGCUCAUAUCACUGGGGGUGGGUUAGUAGAAAAUAUUCCUAGAAUUUUACCCGACAAUUUGAAAGUAAUAUUAGAUAAUGAAAAAUGGACAAUACAACCUGUUUUCGGAUGGUUGGCAGCUGUCGGUGGUGUGAAUGAAUAUGAAAUGUUACGUACAUUUAAUUGUGGUAUUGGCGGUGUUAUAGUCGUAAAACAAGAAAAUGUUGAAUCCAUAUUUAAUAUGCUCAAAAAAGAAGACGCUUUUGUGAUUGGUAGUGUGAAACAAAGGAAGGAAAAAGAAGCUCAAGUAUUAGUCUCAAAUUUCUCAAGUGCAAUAUCAAAUAUAAUGAAACCACAUAUAUAUAAUUUUGUAAAUACACAUUGUAAUAUUUCAAAGAAAAAAGUUGCUGUAUUAAUUUCUGGAAGUGGAACUAAUUUACAAACAUUGAUUAAUGCAACUAAAGAUCCCACACAACGAAUAAAUGCUGAAAUUGUUCUUGUAAUAUCGAAUAAAUCAGACGUUGAAGGUGUAAAACGAGCUGAAAGAGCUAAUAUACCUGUGGUCAUUGUUAAACAUACAGAAUUUUCGACACGCGAAGCAUUUGAUGAUGAAAUGGAUAAACAUUUAGAAUCGCAUGGUGUCGAAUUAAUCUGUCUAGCUGGUUUUAUGCGAAUUUUAAGUGCAAAAUUUGUACGUAAAUGGCAUGGAAAUUUAAUAAAUAUUCAUCCAUCAUUGUUACCACUUUUUAAAGGAAUUCAUGCUCAAAAAGAAGCACUAGAGGCAGGCGUUAAAUUAUCCGGUUGUACUGUCCAUUAUGUUGAUGUUGACAUAGAUGCAGGUGCAAUUAUUUGUCAAGAAUCUGUUCCUAUCUUACCAAACGAUACAGAAUCAGAUUUAACUGAAAGAAUAAAAGCUGAAGCGGAACAAAAAGCAUAUCCUAAAGCUUUAAAACUUAUAUCGUCAGGAGAAAUCAGUCUUGGACCAGAUAAUAAAAUUCAAUACCAUAAAAUUUAAACAUAUUUGUAUUAUAUUUUUU